GCUACUUAACACAUUGUUUUAGUCAUUACUUAUGGUUUAUCCACAUCUUCAGCGCACAUAUCGGAAUACCAAAUUGACAGGAAAUGGCGGCAGAAGUAAAACCACAAGAAAUUUUUAUGGAGAACAUUCAACUAAAGGAAGAAAAUGAAAACCUUAAACGGUUUAAGGAAAGAGUUGAGCGACAUCCUGGCCUUGCAUACGAAAGUCCAGUCACAGAUGAAAAGGAAGCUUGGUUGCGGUCUUUCUUGUAUGAUAAAGAUACCAGAGUUGUUAUAGAUAGAACCCCUUCGUGCAAUAAAUUUUGCACACACUUUGUAUUGAAGAAUCUGUUUAAAGUGUUGAUGGUAGUCCUGGUUACUGCUUGUGUGAUAACUGCGUAUAUGCUGACAGAACGAAGACAUGAAAGUGCACUGCAAGCUUUGGUUUCCACAGCAACAUCGUCUAAGAAAGAGUCGACCGGAGUUUACGGUGGCAUUUUACCUAUCGUCGCUAAUAAAGCUGGAAACACAGUUCAAGACACCAUACAGAAGAAUUACUUAAACAUCGGUUUGUAUACUGCAAUAUACCGGUACUCAAUCGUAGCAGAUACUUACAGUAUAUAGCAUUCCCUUAUGUAU
This is a messenger RNA of Mercenaria mercenaria, 617 nucleotides long. RefSeq lists its product as uncharacterized. Bases 84 to 602 code for a protein of 172 amino acids. The transcript is spliced from 4 exons. The record is from RefSeq and is a predicted model, not a curated record. Lineage: Eukaryota; Metazoa; Mollusca; Bivalvia; Venerida; Veneridae.